AUGAAAAUAUCCAUGUAUUUGGAUUAUUCUUCAUACUUUUCAAUCCCUCAAGCAUGUCAUCGAAAUCUCCAACUGGCAAAAUUCCAUUUAUUGGAACGAUUACGGAUUUUACAAGAGUUGACGCCAUUGGAUGAUCUUGUGGAUAAUUUAUUGUAUCGGCAAUGGAUUUUUGCACAUGCGACAGCAAAUGCAGCAAAACGAGGGGAUCUAAGUGUUAUUCAAUGGCUAUGUCAAGUGUAUUUUCCACAAGGACGAGUGACAAAUGCAGUUGAGAAAGCAGCACAAAAUGGACAUGUACGAAUUCUACAAUGGCUCUAUGAAGCCCAUGCGAAAGUAUUUUGGGGUGCUAGUGAAAUGUGUAUAGCAGCACAAUAUGAUCAAGUGAGUGUUGUAAAAUGGUUACAAGCUCAUGCAGCACCACCUUUUGUUGGAAUUCAUGCAAUUGAAUCAGCAGCUCGAAAUGGUAAUUUACAACUUGUGAAAUGGCUACAUAAAGUAAGAGGACAAUGGUCUGGUUAUGGAGCAGGAGAAGCCGCAGCUCAUGGACAUUUAGAUGUGUUUAAAUACAUGAUGAAAGGACAUUCCGUUUUGCGAGAAAGUGCAUUGAAUGAAGCAGCAGGAAGAGGGUAUUUGGAAGCAGUGAAAAAAAUAGCAAGACGUCAACCGACCUUAGUGACGACUCGGACGACCACUGCAGCGGCAGAAAAUGGACAAAUGCAGGUAGUCAAGUGGUUACAUGGCAAGAAGUUUGACGGAAAAUUUGUGCUCUGGACAACGGUAGCAAUGGACAAGGCAGCUACUAAUGGACACUUGAAGAUGGUCAAAUGGCUGCAUCAGAAUCGAUUUUUGGAAUCAUGGAAAGCCUGUACUCGAGAAGCUAUGAAUGGUGCUGCGCGGAAUGGUCACUUAAAGGUGCUGCAGUGGUUGCACAAGCAUCGUCAUGAAGGCUGUACGACCAAGGCGAUGGAUAGCGCUGCAGCAAACGGCCAUUUGAAUAUUGUUGAGUGGUUGCACAAGAACAGAUCUGAAGGCUGUACGCAAGAUGCAAUGAUUGCAGCGGCUGCUAAUAAUCACCUGUCUACUUUGUGUUGGCUGCAUCAAAAUCGACGAGAAGGCUGUAGCACGGCUGCAAUGGAUGAAGCUGCUGGCGCAGGCCACUUGCAAGUAGUUAAGUGGCUCCAUGCGCAACGGAAUGAAGGAUGUACUUCGAACGCCAUGGACAGCGCAGCUGCCAAUGGACAUUUGAAGGUGGUGAAGUGGCUCCAUACUUACCGUAAAGAAGGCUGCACCGUGCGGGCAAUGGAUCGUGCCGCUGGAGGGGGUCACUUGGAAACGAUCAAAUGGCUUCAAUUGAACCGGUUUGAAGGCUGCACGUCGGCAGCGAUGGACAACGCUGCUGCUGGUGGAUGGCUGGAAACUGUCCGCUGGCUGCAUUGGCACCGUAAUGAGGGAUGUUCGACUAAUGCGAUGGAUGAGGCAGCUGGAGGAGGUCAUUUUGACGUGUUGAUGUUCCUAUAUACCAAUUACAAUGAGGGUUGCACGCGGCUAGCUGCGGAGAACGCGACACGUUCAGGCCACCUUGAAAUUUUGCAAUGGAUUUACAUUCAUUAUCCGGACCAAUUUGAUCGUGACCGUGUCGUUGCUAUUGCCAACCGAGACAACAUCUAUUUAAUGGAGUGGUUGCAAAGUAUUGGAAACGACACAUAG
Peronospora belbahrii is the source of this 1707-nucleotide messenger RNA. The record is from the annotation of a GenBank genome assembly. Lineage: Eukaryota; Oomycota; Peronosporomycetes; Peronosporales; Peronosporaceae.